AAUGAAAUAUUUCCAAAUACAUUUUAUCAGUGUUAUAGAUAUGUAUUACCGUUUGGACGUAAUUAGCCAUUUUAGCUGACUAUAAAAUCAUUUUUGGACAACGACAAUCAUAUUUCCCAUUCACCUGAACUACAUGAAAGCAACAUCAGAGUUGUCCCGCCCUCUUUCCCUCAAUCCCAGCCUGUGAUUGAUCCAGAGUUCCAUCACUCACUCACGUGAAUGGACAAUUCCAAAAACCGAGUCAUGUUUCCUCUCAGCCAAUCAGAGCCCCGCGUUGUGAUGACACCGUGGGAUUCCGCGAAAUUGUUUCUUGGAGUUGAGAGAAGUGCCGCUCUCAGUAAAAUAGGACAAGUUGACGCAUGUGUGGGAGAGCACAGAAGGGCGGAAUAAAAGCAGACACAAUAGCUCAGACGGUAAACGGUGUGUUUUGUUGAUCCAGAGUUUAGAAAAAAGGGAACUAGAGGGAGAAGCAGUGGGGAAGAGGAUUCAAAGUGCUACCUUUCCUGUGGGGGUGUUUAUUUAUCCGCCCUGCAAGCUCAACAAGAAAACGCAGCCUUUGCGGAAUAGUCACAUUGAAGACGACACGUGUGGAUGCUUAACCACAUGUUUUCUGGGAGGACUGCGGACUUAUUACUUUAUUAAACCCUAUCGACACUGCAGAAUUGCUCUUGAGUCGCCUAUAUAUUGCUACUGUAUAUACAUUGUUUCUUUUUUCCACCCGGAUCUGCUGUAGUGAUGUCAGAGGUGGUUGUCUCUGCAGACUGUGACCCCAGUCGACCAACGGGGCGGACAGAGGACAUGUUGAAAGAGACCCAGGAGAACAGGACUUUACUGAUGGUGGCAAUGAUUUUAUUGGACUUGAACAAAUGCAACCCGAACGCCAUCAGCCCCGCAGAGAGCAGAUGUCUCGGGGGCAUCGACGCCGGCGCACAGGAGAAGGUGGAGCGGGGGAGUUGCCGGUUGAACGCCGGGGACAGCCGGGGCUCAGGGGCAGCCAAACAGUCCCGGAACAAGAAGACGACGGUCGUGGCGAGACAGGAAUCCCCUGAGAAAAGACACUGCUGUCCCUUUACUGGCUGUGGGAAGAUGUACGGCAAGUCGUCCCACCUGAAAGCCCACCUAAGGGUCCAUACCGGUGAGCGGCCCUUUGAAUGCACCUGGACAGACUGUGGUAAGAAGUUCUCCAGAUCAGACGAGCUGACGCGCCACUACCGCACACACACCGGCGAGAAGCGCUUCAACUGUCCACUGUGUGACAAGUGCUUCAUCAGGAGCGACCACCUGACUAAACAUGCCCGGCGACACGCAGGCUUCCAUCCCAGCAUGCUUCAGGGUUCCAGUGCAGCCAAGAGACGCCGCUGCUCCGUGUCCUUGUCCUCAUCUGACUCUGGAGACCAAAGCCCUGUUGGGGUGUGAGACACACCCACACUGUUGUACAUAUAUGCAAAAAGGUACAUGCAUUAGAUACACAGGCAAAAGCAAACACACCUAUAUGUGUGGUGUGUUCACCUUUAAACAAGCCCUGUCAAAUCAAUCAAAUCAAGCAGGCAGACCACUAUUCAAAAGGUUUUCUAUGCAUGUUACUUUGUGCAGCAAACUUAAAUAUAUAUUUGAACUGGACUAUAAUCUAACUAGAACUAGGCCCUUCUUAUUCUCUGAAGUGAUCUGUAUUUAUUAAGGGUUAUUUAGGGCCUCCCAGGUUCCAGUUGUUUUACAAUUUGUAAUUAUUUUUCUUUGUGAAGUGUGUGCUUUCCUGGAAGAAUCUGCAAUAUGAUAGGCAUUCAUAUACGUAAAUAUAUAGUUUUCAUUAACACUACAUGUCUUCACUUUCCGCCAGAAACUUAAUUAGCAGUU
This is a messenger RNA of Centropristis striata (black sea bass), 1854 nucleotides long. RefSeq names its product Kruppel like factor 9 (gene klf9). NCBI's taxonomy places the organism in Eukaryota, Metazoa, Chordata, Actinopteri, Perciformes, Serranidae. Gene Ontology annotation, biological process: regulation of transcription by RNA polymerase II. The record is from RefSeq and is a predicted model, not a curated record. Gene Ontology annotation, molecular function: DNA-binding transcription factor activity, RNA polymerase II-specific; RNA polymerase II cis-regulatory region sequence-specific DNA binding. The transcript is spliced from 2 exons. The coding region runs from base 736 to 1416 and encodes 226 amino acids.